CUAAAAUGUUUAUACAUUGCAGUUCUAGCGAAUAAUUGUUUCGGAAACUAUUUAAAAGUCAAAAUGAAUAAGUGUUUGAAAGAGAAGGAUGUUGUAAACACGUGAUUACUUUUCGAUAUAUUAUGAAUAUAUUUUUAGUACCUUCAGUUAUAAUUUAUAUUCGAUCAUUGAAACUUGAAGCUAAAUCUACUGACCACUGAGUUUGAAGUUGAAUUUGAACAUAAGUUACUCAGUAAACUGUGCAGGUUAUUAUAAUUAUAAAUUAAUUUGAAGUGUGCUGUUCAGUGUGUCUGAAAUGACGAAUACUAAUAUCGGCGAUUUUUCAGCACCAUUUAGGUGGAAGGGGGCACUUUUUAGAAUACAGUAUAGAAAUUAUGAUGCUGAGGAUCCCACAAUUCCCAACCAGACGGAUGUCACUGUCAGAAAAACUGAUCUAUCAAUUCUCAGCUUUGAAAGUUUUCCUACGUUAAAAGAAUGUUGUUGUAAGGUGUUAGUUUCUGAUGCUUUACUUGCUAAAUAUGCCUCAUCCCUGUUGCCCUCUGAACUUCACUAUCAUAUGAUGAAAAAAGCUUUAGAGAAAAAAAGAGAUCGGUCUGUAAAUGUCUUACUGCAAGUAUGGCCAGCUGUUUCACUGACAUUGAGAACACUUCUUCCUCAACUCUUUUGCACAUCUUCUGUUCUCUAUGAUGACUUGGUUUACCGAUCACAAAUACAGCAUGCAAUACUUUGUACCACCAGCCUUGUUAGAAGCCUGAUGUGCAUCAUUGAACAUCCAGAUAUUCUUUCUGUGGGAAAAUUAAAGAUGCUUGAUCUUCGCUGCUUUCCUACAGUGGAUUUGAUGGUACAGUACAUAUCACGUUUCCUCCUUAGUAAAACCACAAACUCAUCUUUUAGUACAAGUAGGAAAAGGCAUCGGUCACCAUCCCCUACAUCGUUUGCCCAAAAUAGGAAUUUAGACAAGGUAUCAAGAAGUGAACCAUUUAUUCUUUCUAUUGAUGCUGUUGUUAGAGGAUCAGAAACAUGUAACCUACUUUGUAAGGCACUGAGCAUUAGUAAGAGCUCACAUUCUCCACUGAAGUUACAAAUUAACCAACUGGAUGUGUCAAAUGUAAGAGAUAAAGAGCUUGAGGCUUUAUUAAAACAUAUUGAUCAUGAGAACCUAACUGGCUUAAGUCUUCAAUACAACUCUCUGUUACCAAGCGGUAUUUCAAUUCUGGCUCCUCAGAUUAGCAGUUUAAAGAAUCUGUCAGCUCUGGACCUUUCUUGCAACAUUAUAAACCUAACAGAAAACCCUGAUGUCAGAGAUGUAGUUUCUGGAAUGCUGUCCUCUAUGCAUAAUCUGAAAAGACUUGAUUUCAGCAACAACAGAGUGGGAAAUUGUCUGAGAGAACUUCUAUCAACCAAAGAGGGGAAGUUUACAGCCAGUAGUAGCAAUAGAAGCACAGAUUCUCCUCAAAGCUUGGAGUAUCUAAAGCUGUCAGCCUGCAGAUUGACACAAAGUGACCUUCUGUAUAUUUCUACCAGUAACCAUAGGUUUACUCUCCGGGAACUUGAUCUUGGUGAGAAUGUGCUCUUCAUUUAUAUGAGCAGUUUAGUUCAGCUACUUCAUGCAACCAAAAAUCUGGAGGUUUUAGAACUAGAGGGAUGUGGGUUUAAAGAUGAUCAUUUUCUCCCACUGAUAAAAGCUAUUUCUUCAUUGAAAAAAUUAUGGUACCUUAACUUAGCUGGGCAUGAAGUAACAACUAAAGAACUUUAUGGUAGCAUUCCUCUGCUUGCAGCCCUGCCUCACCUGGAAUGUGUUCGAAUCACUUACCCAAAUGAAUGUUAUGAUAGCAGUGAUCAAGAAAUCUGUGUUAAUAUGAAAGCUUCUGUUGAAACCAAACUUAAAGAAUUAUUUAGCAAAAACUUAUACAGCUCUCACAGAAAUCCAAUGUCUAGAAUGGUGCGCAUUGUGUGGACUGAUGAUUAUUAUCAAGAAAUACUUCAAGUAGUUUUUAUUCCAUGACAGUUUUAUUGAAGAAAAACUCCAAAAUGCGAAGAUUAUACUUUUUUUUUCAUUAUUAAAAUGGAGUUUCAACUCUGUAUUCAUGUACUACUUUGAUAAAUUUAAAAUAUAAAUGAAAUUCCAUGAGUCU
Molecule: messenger RNA, 2135 nt
Organism: Limulus polyphemus (Atlantic horseshoe crab)
Lineage: Eukaryota; Metazoa; Arthropoda; Merostomata; Xiphosura; Limulidae
Product: leucine-rich repeat-containing protein 14-like
Exons: 7
Coding region: 296-2005 (569 amino acids)
Cellular component (GO): cytoplasm
Source: RefSeq, a predicted model, not a curated record